AUGGAGACCCGUAUGAAUACAAAUCGAAUUGGCCCGGCCCGAAUUAAAAAUAAAGUUAAAGUUGAAGGCAGCAAGGAAGAUGAUCUAGGCUGGAAGGCAAAAUUGAAAAUUCCAGCUAAAGAUCGACGAAUUCAGACCAGUGAUGUUACAGACACUAAAGGGAAUGAAUUUGAAGAAUUCUGCCUAAGACGAGAACUAUUAAUGGGCAUCUUUGAAAAGGGUUGGGAAAAACCAUCUCCAAUUCAAGAGGCUAGUAUUCCUAUUGCAUUAUCUGGAAAGGAUGUUCUAGCACGUGCAAAGAAUGGCACAGGCAAAACUGGUGCUUAUUCCAUUCCUGUGUUGGAGCAAGUAGAUUCCAAGAAGGACUGCAUUCAAGCAUUAGUGAUUGUCCCCACGCGAGAACUGGCCCUUCAAACCAGUCAGAUCUGUAUAGAAUUAGCAAAACACAUGCGUGUCAAAGUAAUGGUGACAACUGGUGGUACAGAUCUCCGCGAUGACAUUAUGAGAAUAUACCAGAAAGUGCAGGUUAUAAUUGCUACCCCAGGGCGCAUUAUUGACUUAAUAGAUAAAGAUGUUGCUAAUGUGGAUCAGUGCCGAAUGUUGGUUUUGGAUGAAGCUGAUAAAUUGCUAUCUCAAGAUUUUGUAGCGAUGCUGGAUCACAUUAUUUCUAAGUUGCCUAAAGAACGACAAAUCUUGCUCUAUUCUGCCACAUUUCCAUUGUCAGUAAAACAGUUUAUAGAAAAGCAUUUAAGAGAUCCAUAUGAAAUUAAUCUAAUGGAGGAGCUAACUUUGAAAGGAGUUACUCAGUAUUAUGCUUAUGUGCAAGAGAGACAAAAGGUUCAUUGUUUAAAUACAUUGUUCUCAAAAUUGCAAAUCAAUCAAAGUAUAAUAUUUUGUAAUUCUACUCAAAGGGUUGAACUUCUUGCUAAGAAGAUCACUGAACUGGGAUAUUGUUGUUAUUAUAUUCAUGCUAAGAUGGCACAGGCCCAUCGUAAUCGUAUUUUUCAUGACUUCCGAGCAGGCCUCUGUAGGAACUUGGUUUGCACAGAUUUAUUUACUAGGGGUAUUGAUGUUCAAGCAGUGAAUGUGGUGAUUAAUUUUGAUUUUCCUAAAAUGGCUGAAACAUAUCUCCAUCGUAUAGGUCGCUCUGGAAGAUUUGGUCAUUUAGGUAUUGCAAUAAAUUUAAUUACAGACACAGAUCGCUUUGCAUUGCAUCGUAUUGAACAAGAAUUAGGUACAGAGAUAAAGCCCAUUCCCAAAGUGAUAGACCCAUCAUUGUAUGCUAUGAAGGUAGAUGAUAGCCUGGAAGAAGGUAACACAUUGACAAAUAAAUAA
Molecule: messenger RNA, 1335 nt
Organism: Gryllus bimaculatus (two-spotted cricket)
Lineage: Eukaryota; Metazoa; Arthropoda; Insecta; Orthoptera; Gryllidae
Source: the annotation of a GenBank genome assembly